This is a messenger RNA of Trypanosoma grayi, 1155 nucleotides long. RefSeq lists its product as hypothetical. Lineage: Eukaryota; Euglenozoa; Kinetoplastea; Trypanosomatida; Trypanosomatidae. The transcript has a single exon. The coding region runs from base 1 to 1155 and encodes 384 amino acids. The record is from RefSeq and is a predicted model, not a curated record.
AUGGAUGAGACAGACAACGCGGUGGGCCGUAUGGGUUUGCCCCUGAGAGACUUCCGAGGAGCCGCCGAGGCCCGCCACGAUGCUCUGCGCCGGCGCGAUGGCUCAGAGAGCACGCAGCUCCAGAGGAAGAAGAACGACUUGCUGCGGUGGCUAGCCGACAUCAGCGCCGCGCAGGGCGACACCACGCCGGAGGAUAUCGAACGUGAGGAGCUCGUGGCGUUCUUCAAGGGGCUCUCACGGCAGGUGUCGCCGCGAACGAGAUGCGCGGGCACGCUCUCCGGCGUCGUGACGAUGCAGCUUGGUGGUGAGGAGGAGGAGGGGGAGUGCGGUAAAGCGAGCCUCGCCAUGCAGGCGUCGCUGCUGAGCCCCGCGAGCGUCCCCGCAGGAAAGACGCUAUGGGAGUCGCCCUCAAGCGCACCACACACCGCCCGUUCAUCGCAGCAUGGCGGCGCCACCGCAUCGAGGCUGAGCUGCGGUGCGGUGAUGAGCGGCACGAGUGGCUACUCGCCGGCGCGGGGCCCGCAGCAGCAGCAGCAACAGUCGCCAAUGCUCGGCGCUGUGCUAGAGCGAGGCAGCACGUAUCCCACGCUCGACGGAAAUGGCAGCAGUAACAGCAACAACAACAUUGGGAGCGGCAGAUGCGACAGAAGGAGCGCACCUGAGCUGCUACUGUUGUCCCCAACACCGUUGAUGUUGACUCCCGCACCCGUUGCGCUGUGUCUGACGCCGUUGGAACGGUCGGGCAACACCGGCGACGCGACAACAUACGUGGAGAGCAGCUACGCCACACCACCGCGCCAGCGCAUUCCACCGGCAAACACUCGCUUCGGACGCCCGCCGUCCACGCCACACCGUGAGAGAUGCCGUCAAUACGCCACUCCAGUGGACGGCAGCAGCAGUAGCGGCGUCGUAGAUGCAACGAACGGUUCACUCCAGCUGCUGAAACUCAGCCACCCACCAAAGCUGUGCCCCCCGUACGCCGCACGACUGCUUGAUCGCGCAACGGAGCGAUACGUAGCAGCAGCACCAAUGACCACGAGAGCAACGGCUACCACAACACCAGCAACAACAGUAAAACACGGUGACCAAUGUCAUUCCGCUGGUGAAAACAGCUUCAAUGAUGACGGGACCUCACAUCAACCUAAACAGCAAUGA